AUGCAAGGUAUGAAUCAAUACGGGAAUAGAGGAUAUGGAGGUCCACCUCAGCCCCAACGUCAAGGUGGUCGAAGGGGCAAUAAUCGGGGUGGGUUCCGUAAUUCCCGAUUUGAACAUAAUCAGUCUCAGAGAGGUCCAAAUCAUCUUGGAGGUCAACGUCCUAAUAAUGAGCCAAUUAAACAAAAUGAAAAACCUUCUCAACAACAAGCUCAAAAUCAACAAGCUCAAGUACUGGGGAAAGAGAAAGAGGUGCCAAUCCAGACACCUCCACAACAACAACCAAACAAACAGCCACCUCAGCAACAACCUACCCCACAAAAUCAGCCUCAGAAACAACAGCAACAACAACAACAACCAAAACCACCACAGCAGACUCCACAGCAACCACCUAAAAUGCAACCGCCCCAGCAACCAAUGCAACAACAGCAGAACCAAGGAAACAUGAAUAAAUCUGAUUCGCAGGAUCAUGUAGACAAGUCUGCUCCCAAUGAUAACAAACAGAAUCAGAAUAAUCAAGGUCCAUUCCAAAAGGGUCCUCCUAAACUGAUGGAAAUGAGGCAGGAACCAAACACAAAUAAUUUUAAUGGAGGUAACUUUGGAGGUAAUAAGCAAGGUGGUUCAUGGAGCCAGGGAGGAGGACCACAGGGUAACAGACAAAGUGGCAACUUUGGCCCUAAGGGCUUUAACCAAAAGCAAGGUGGUCCAGGUGGACAGGGUCCAGCUCGCAAUCAACAAAGGAUGUCCAACCGUGGACCACAGCAGGAUGGAGGAAAACCUGUUCAAAGAGAAGAGCAUAUGCUGGCUAAUAAAUUAAAGGACUUGAUGGGACCCUUAAUAGACUUGCCUCCAAUUGAACAACCAGAAGUGAAAUUUAAUGGUAGAAGUCGUUUGUACAUUGGUAAUCUAACUAAUGAUGUUACUGAAGAAGAGAUUCUAAAUUUAUUUAAUCAAUUUGGGGAGACUGCUGAAUUGUUUCUCAAUAAGGAGAAAAACUUUGGAUUUAUUAAAAUGGAUUAUCGCGUGAAUGCUGAGAAGGCUAAACGUGAACUUGAUGGUAAAAUGCGAAAUGGUAGAAAUAUAAGAGUUAGGUUCGCUCCUCAUAAUAGUGCAGUGCGUAUUAAAAAUCUACCACCAUUUGUUUCUAAUGAACUGCUUUAUCGGGCGUUUGAAAUAUUUGGCAAAAUUGAGAAAGCUUAUGUAAAAGUGGAUGAGAGAGGAAAAACUCUUGGAGAAGGUAUUGUGGAAUUUGCACGUAAACCCAGUGCACUUGCUGCAAUUCGAAAUUGUAGUGAGAAAUGUUUCUUUUUAACGUCGUCCCUUCGUCCUGUAAUUGUGGAAAAUCUUGAGGAACCAGAUGAGUUUGAUGGAUACCCUGAAAAGAACUUGCCUAAAAAACAUCCAGAAUUUUUGCGUGCUCGUGAGAUAGGGCCGCGUUUCUCAGAAGCUGGCAGUUUUGAGCAUGAGUAUGGUACAAGGUGGAAGCAGCUACAUGAACUUCACCGUCAGAAAGAGGAGGCACUAAAGAAAGAAUUAGCUGCUGAAGAAGAAAAACUGGAAGCACAAAUGGAAUAUGCUAAGUACGAGCACGAGACGGAGCUGCUGCGCGAGCAGCUGCGCCAGCGCGAGCAGGACCGCGAGCGGCAGAAGCGCAGCUGGGAGAUGGCGGAGCGCGCGGCGGACGAGCGCCGCGACGCGGAGCGCGCGCAGCUGCAGCGCCAGGAGGAGGAGCUGUCCGCGCGCAUGCGCCUGCAGGACGACGAGCUGCGCCGCCGCCAACAGGAGAACACGCUCUUUGUGCAGGCACAACGUCUCAACUCGAUGCUAGACCGUCAGGAACAGGGCAUGUUUGACCAUCAGCAACCUAUGGACGGCGGCUUCAGGGACCAGUACGACAUGCCACGAGGAGGUUAUGAGGACAUGCCGCAGAAUCGCGGUGGUUGGGAGGGACCGCGCCAAAUGGAUGAUUAUCCUAAUAAACGCCGGCGCUUU
Brenthis ino (lesser marbled fritillary) is the source of this 1989-nucleotide messenger RNA. NCBI's taxonomy places the organism in Eukaryota, Metazoa, Arthropoda, Insecta, Lepidoptera, Nymphalidae. The record is from the annotation of a GenBank genome assembly.